Molecule: messenger RNA, 7267 nt
Organism: Oncorhynchus kisutch (coho salmon)
Lineage: Eukaryota; Metazoa; Chordata; Actinopteri; Salmoniformes; Salmonidae
Product: PH domain leucine-rich repeat protein phosphatase 1
Exons: 17
Coding region: 387-6206 (1939 amino acids)
Cellular component (GO): cytoplasm
Molecular function (GO): protein binding
Source: RefSeq, a predicted model, not a curated record
AAAUAUAAAGCUUUCGUGGGUGUAAGGAAAUCUUCAAAUCCCGCCAGCUUCAUCAAAUGCUUCACAUAUCUAAUGAGCUUGACUGGCUGGUUUCAUACCGCAGCAAAACAUCCUCUAUAAUGGCGGUAUCGAUAGCAACCGAGCGGCAUUGACCGGCGAUUUCACCAGCAGCCAGCAAAAGAAAACUAAUUGCACGGCCUGGCUAGCUCUCUUGCUUUCUCCAUUGCUAGCUGGAAAACGCAAGUGGAAUAAUGUGUGUAACGAAUAAACUGCAAGGGUACCUGCCGGAACUAACGUUAGCUAACUAGCUUUAUUUAUUUGGAGUUCGUAGUGGUUGUUGCUACUGUUAGCUUGCUUGCUAACGUUAGCGCAUUCACUUGCGGAAAAUGGAAAGUGUGCGGAUAGUGGCUGGGGAGAGGAGCCGAUUGGAGGUGGAUUCCCUGUCAACGUCAGUCGGAAUAUUAGACUCGGAAAUUGGACAAAUAAGAACUGGCAGCAAGUUUUUAAAGGACAGUGGUGGUGCACUCUUCCCCGCUGGAAAAAUAACUGCGACGGGGGAAGAUGAUGGCGGGGGCGGGGAGACAAAACUCUUGGGACUUGCUACCACCUCCCUACUUCACAUAGCGAUACGGAACGGGAUUUACCAAAACCAGGCUGCUAACGCCACCAGUAGUGCUGCCAAUCUCAACAUGACCACCGGUAAAACACCCAACAUCUACAGCCUCGUAUCGGUCAGCAGCACCAGCGUGAACUCGUUGUUGACCAGGAGACGGCGGCACAAGAGGAACCUCUCGGCCUCAGCUUCGACAACCUCAAGCCCACCCGCAGUCUCCUCCGUUGGCGGAGUGAGACCCACACUGUCCGCAUCGUCUGUCAACAACACACUGAGCCUGGAUAGAAAGACCUUGCUUCGCCAGAAGCAGGCGAAGCAGCUCCAGCCCAACGACAAGGCGUGGGUCCGAGCUGACCUCCAGCAGGGUUGUAUCCACGUCCAUGACCGACUCACGCCCUCCUACCCCCGGGCGGUACUAUGCACCGUGGACACCACCGCUGGGGAGAUAGCGGCUCGUCUGGGGCAGCUUGGGGGUAAAUGUGGAGGGAUACUAAGAAUGACUCGCAAAACAAGUGCUUAUGUUGACCUGAACGGUAACUGCAAUGGUAGCCAUGGGCAUAUUGACUACCAACUUGGUGUGAAUAAAAGUAACAACGUGAAGACCUCUUACCCGGGUUCUGUGAUCUCCUACUCAGGGUCAGAGGAGAACCAACCAGUCUCUCCAAUCAAGCGGCUUCAUAGCAAUAACAACCAUGCUCAAUAUUACCUGGAAACAAAUAUAUUACUUUCUGACUACAAGAUACCAAGCACCUCUUCCUCUGAGGUUUAUCUAAAUGACAGUGAGGGUGCAGACAUGGGCCUGAGUGGGGCCGACAGUUGUGGACUGUACUCAGGCUCAGACAUGGAGAGUAGCACCUUUGAAGAUUUGAGCCCCGGUGGUCCGCGGCCCAGCCAACACCGGAACUCCCUCAGUGAUGCUGCUGUCCUUGGGACAAACUCCUCAGUGCUCAGCCCAAACUUAGAUUCCGCCACGGAGGAAUUGGACCCGUUUGGGAGUUCCUCAGACGAGGUUGAGCUUGACCCUUCCCCGACACACACAGCCAGCAUCCCCACUGUCAUUCAGCAACAGGCCCUGGAAGGGAAAUCUAUGCACGUCCCCUCAACUGAUGCCUGCAAAGCUCCUGACAACAGGCUAUCAAAGUCAAACCAACUGGAAGACAAAAACGCUGCUGAUGAAGGUGGAAAAACAGGUAGCACUGGAGGAGAACCCAGACUGAUCAAUCCCCUGUCAAGCUGUGGCAGUAACUCACUGGCCCUACCUCUGACUGGCAGAGCAGCUGUUGAGCAUGACCUGGUCGUUUCAGGGGAGCUGAGAGGGGUCCCGGGCCCAGAGAAAGCCUCCCCAGCACCGGCCCUCUUCGCCCAGCUGCACGGUGGAGCUAUGAGGAGGCUGGAGGAUGAUGAGAAGCCUCUGCAGAUGCAGAAUGAGUACCUCUCUAAUCUGGGCUAUGGAGACCCGUGGCGGGUACAGGAAGAGGGUAUGGACCCAGAAAUAGGCUGUCUCAUACGCUUCUACGCAGGUAAGCCGCAGUGUGUGGGUGGAGCAGACCGGGUGCAGCUGACGGGUGUGUUUAAUGUGAGGAAGGGUAAGCUGGCCCUGCCUGUCAACCGGUGGUCACGACGACACGUCACCCUGAGUGGCACCUGUUUCAUCGUCUCUUCCGUCAAAUACGCUCACACCGGCAAGAUGCACAUCCUGCCCCUCAUCGGUGGAAAGGUGGAGGAGGUGAGGAGACACAGUCACUGUCUAGCCUUCAGUUCUUCUGGUCCCCAGAGUCAGACCUACUACAUCAGCUAUGACUCCUACACAGAACACCUCCGCUGGCACAGACAGGCUGCCAAGAUAGUGUCUCAGAGGGUGAGUUCUGUGGACCUGUCAUGUUGCAGUCUGGAGGAGCUGCCAUCUCAGCUGUUCUACAGCCAGGACCUGACCCACCUCAACCUCAAACACAACUAUCUGACAGGCCUCACACAUCUCACCAGAUUCUGCAGGUUGAGGAGCCUCAAUCUCUCUAACAACGCUCUGUCUGACUUCCCUCUGGCCGUGUGUGACAUCACCUCCCUGACAGAGCUCAACCUCCAAGGCAACCUUCUGACCUCUCUGCCCUCAGCACUGGGGACCAUGCACAACCUGCAGACCCUGCUUCUGGACGGUAACUCUCUGAACUCCCUGCCUGCUGAGCUAGGCUCUCUGGAGGCCCUGACCUACCUGGGCCUGUCCUUCAACCUGUUCAGCAGCGUACCUCCAGCCCUGGAGAGGCUCAGGGGGAUGGAGAGGCUCUGUCUGGCUGGGAAUCAGCUCUCCUCCCUGGACAUGGUCGGCCUGCAGUGGCUCCCCCACCGACACAUAGAUCUCAGGUUGAACAGGCUCCAGAGGGUGGUGGUUGGGGAGGCUGGCCUGCUGAGCCACGUGGCCCAGUUAGAUGUGCGGGACGCUGGGUUGGAGGAGCUUGACGUCAGGACCCUAUCCAGGCUGGAGCUCCUACGCUGUGACAGAAACACACUCACACUCCUUCGAGUCAGCGGCCUAGCACUCAAGGGCCUGCACACAGCACAAAACGAGCUGAGAGCACUGGAGGUGUUUCCUGUUCCAGAGAGCCUCACUGUUGUGGACGUGUCCAGGAACCAUCUGGACUGUGUGCCUGACUGGGUGUGUGAGAGCACCCGACUAGAGGUCCUAGACAUCAGCCACAACAACAUCAAAGAGCUACCCAUACGGUUAUUCUGCAGUGCUAGUCUUCGUAAAGUGCUGGUGGGAUGUAACAGUCUGCGUAGACUACCUGAGCGGCUGGAGAAAUCUCAGCUAGAGGUUCUAGAUGUACAACACAACCUGCUAACUGAGCUACCACACAACCUCUUCAUUAAGGCCCAGAGCUUGCGCUACCUGAACGCAUCAGCCAAUAAGCUGGAGUGCCUCCCUCCAGCCAGCCUAUCAGAGGAGGGCCUCAGCAGCCUGCAGGAGCUGUAUCUGACCAAUAACAGCCUGACGGACAAGAGUGUCCCUCUGCUGACUGGUCACGCCCACCUCAGGGUGCUGCACCUGGCCUACAACCAGCUACAGACCUUCCCAGCCAGUAAGAUGGCUCGGUUGGAGCAGCUGGAGGAACUGGACCUCAGUGGGAACAGGCUGAGAGCGGUGCCCACCACCAUCCUGAGCUGCAGGCACAUGCACACACUCUCUGCCCACUCCAACAACAUCACUGUCUUCCCUGAGGUCCUCCAGCUUCAAGACAUGAAGGUAGGACAGACACAACACACACUCUCUGCCCACUCCAACAACAUCACUGUCUUCCCUGAGGUCCUCCAGCGUCAAGGAAUUAAGGUAGGACAGACACAACACACACUCUCUGCCCACUCCAACAACAUCACUGUCUUCCCUGAGGUCCUCCAGCUUCAAGACAUGAAGUGUGUGGAUCUGAGCUGUAAUGAGUUGUGUGAGGUAGUCCUCCCAGAGUCUCUGCCUGCUAAACUACAGGAGCUAGACCUGACAGGCAACCCUCGCCUCAACCUGGAUCACCGGAGCCUCGAACUGCUCAAUAACAUUCGGUGUUUCCGUGUGGACCCAUCUCCCUCCUCUUUGUGUGGCAGUGAGGGGCCCGGGGAGCCUGCAGUCUGGAGCCACGGAUACACAGAGGCCUCUGGGGUCAACAACAAGCUGUGUGUAGCAGCCCUGGCAUUGGACAGUUUCCGUGGAAGCAGGGAGGCUCUGUACGGGGUGUUUGACGGAGACCGUAACGUUGAGGUGCCCUACCUGCUGCAAUGCACCAUGGGAGAUGUGCUGGCCGAGGAACUGCACAAGAGCAAGAACCAAGAGGACUAUAUGACCAACACCUUCCUCACCAUGCAGAGGAAGUUGGGCACGGCAGGACAGAGGCUGGGAGGGUCCGCGGCCCUCUGCCACAUCCGUCAUGGCCUCGUUGCCCCAAGCGACCGUGGCGGCGGGGGCUGUUUCACGGUGACAGCGGCUAACGUGGGAAGGUGUCAAGCAGUUCUGUGCCGUGAUGGCAAGGCCCUCCCUCUCUCCACCACACACACCGUCAGACAGCAGUCAGAGUACCAAAGAGCACGCCAACACCAUGCUAUCAUCACUGAGGACAACAAAGUGAACGGAGUGACGGACUCCACCAGGAUCAUGGGCUACUCCUUCCUGUGUCCCGCCGUGACCCCACGACCCCACGUCUCCACGGUAACCCUCACCCCGCAGGAUGAGUUCUUCAUCCUGGCCAGCCGGGGCUUGUGGGAUACCAUGUCCACCUGCGAGGCAGUGGAGGCAGUGCGUAACGUCCCAGACUCCCUAGCAGCAGCCAAGAAGCUGUGUACGCUGGCGCAGGGCUACGGCUGUCCUGACAGUCUGUGUGCUGUGGUGGUGCAGCUGAGUAUCACUGAAGACUGCUGCUGCUGUGAGCCCCCACCACCCCCACCCAGCCCCGGCCUGGAAACUCAACACACCCACACUGCUGGUAACACACACCAUCGCUACGGCUCAGCAGAUGGAACUCUACCAUUACCGCCUCCGGCGAUGGGGACAGGAAGUGAGGUCAGCAGUGAGGUCAGCACGUCGGAGAUGAGCAGUGAGGUGGGGUCGACGGCGUCGUCGGACGAGCCAGCCAAUCAGACUGAGAAGGGCGUGGCCCUGGGGGGUCGCGGGGGGGUGCUGGGGCGGGGAGCGGGGGUGUAUGGAGGUGGAAGAGCAUCGUUCCAGAGGCAGUACUCCGGGGCUCUGUCUGACAAUGGGCUGGACAGUGAGGAUGAGGAGCCUAUAGCUGGGGUGUUCUCUAAUGGGAGCAGAGUGGAGGUGGAGGCUGACAUACACUGUCUGAGAGCACGGGCCAGCUCGAUACCAAUACCCCACACACACCCUGACCCACACACCCACCUUGAGCCUGACCCACACACACACCCUGACCCACACCCCGACCCACACGCCAACCCUGACCCGCACACACACCCUGACCCGCACACACACCCCAGCCCUGACCCGCACACACACCCCAACCCUGAGCCCCACACACACCCUAACACCUCUGUCACACAGCAGCCUGAGCCUUUACCUCUACCCUCCUGCCAGUCAGCCCCCACCCCACCCUCGUCCCCCCCUCAUCCGUUUCCUUACCAUCAGCCCAGCCCUGACCCUGUAGUAGAAGAGGAGCUGAGGGCUGUAGAGACAGACACUGUAACACCCAAACACACUUUUCAGGGACAGGAGGUGGGGCCUGGAGAGACUGGAGCAGGGUUGUGUGUGAUUGGUGGAGAGGCGCAGUUAGGUGCGGGCUCAGGCUCUGGCUCGGCCAGUAGGACUCUGGGUGGGACUCUGGGGCGUAAGGGGCGGGGUAACGGCUCGGUGGCGUGUCAGGGAAGGAGCCAGGAUGUGAUAGAAGAGGUGGGCGACGCUCCCGUCAGGAAGCAAGGAGGUUACUUCAACGCUCCAGCCCAGCCGGACCCUGACGACAAGCUCGUCAUUCCUCCCGAGCUGGAGGAGGAGAUCCGGGAGAUCAUGAAACAACAACAGGAGCAGAGUCAGACACACCCCCAGGGCCACCAGACACACCCCCAGUCACCGCCUGCAGCAGAAUACUACGUCACGCCCUUCUAGCUCCCCAGACCGUUCUGUUACAACCCCUUCACAGCACAUUAGACCGCACCUGUGAAGAAUCCCUGCUACGCCGAUUUAUAGAAUGUCUGGAGAUGAGUUCCUGUAUGGGUGUGUCCCAAAUGACACGCUGUUCAAUAUCCCAAUGAAUGGGAUCAGAGGUUGAGGAGUUAAGGGGGAAACAUGCACAGUCCCUCCCGAAACACACCGACCCUCCUGAAGAUGCCUCAUACCUGCUAAUGGCCAGCAAUACUUGUUUUAUUCUGUUAUUAUUUUAUAUUCCUAACUAUAUGACCCCAGGAAGUAUAAUGCAUUUUUAUAAACACAGGCAUUAUUUACUUGCUUCACAAUGUUCAAGUUAAUUAAUUAAUUUUUUAUCAUAUUUUGUGAUGAAUGAAGGAAUUGAUUAAGCACUUUUUAUGCAGAGACUUUUAUUUGAACUAAUUAUAAAGCUGAAUGAUACAUUCUGCUAGACUGACUGAACUAUUAUAAAGCUGAAUGGUACAUUCUGCUAGACUGACUGAACUAUUAUUGCUAGAGACCUGUUUUCUUUCUGCCAGCCAGCAAGGCAGCCUGACUGUGGCUCCCUCCCUAAUGGCACCCUGUUCCCUAUUGCAGAGCCCUGGUCAAAAGUAGUUCACUAUAUAGGGAAUUGGUUGCUAUUUGGGACACAAACUGUGUAUGGUUGCCUCUAGGCCUCUAAAGUAGACUGAUGCUGAGAGAUAAAACUAAAUCCUAGAAGUUGCAUACUCUUAAGUGUGACCUAAUAAUUGACGUGUACUAAUCUUCUCUAAGAGAAAAUACUUUUUAUUUCAGAAGAUUGUUGACACAGACAGAUGUCUGAGGAAAGGAGGGAGGGAGAGAUGGAUGGGGAGGCAUAGGUAGAAGUAUAAGGACUGGGGAGAACACUGGAAAGGGGGGUGAUACUGGUAUUACGCAGCUCACUGAAUGUGUGGGGCCUAUGUGAUCUAAUGAACUCACUUCAACAAAGGCAUUGUUCUAUCUAAGCUAAUCACACAGGAAAGCUACUUUUUCUAUAAUAAAUCUACAUUUUCAAAUAAUCA